Postia placenta MAD-698-R-SB12 is the source of this 792-nucleotide messenger RNA. RefSeq lists its product as hypothetical. Bases 1 to 792 code for a protein of 263 amino acids. The record is from RefSeq and is a predicted model, not a curated record. The transcript is spliced from 3 exons. NCBI's taxonomy places the organism in Eukaryota, Fungi, Basidiomycota, Agaricomycetes, Polyporales, Adustoporiaceae.
AUGUGGAUAAACCUCAGCCAUAUUAACAAGUGCCACAAAGUACCCGUCAGCUCUGGAUCCAUCCCCGCGCGACUACUCCCCGGGGCUCCAUCACAGCCACAGAACUUCCAUCUCGAGCAGAGAGUGACAGAUGCUGCCGGGAACGUGCCGUACGAUGCUAUCAGCGAUAGACGACCCUUACAAGUUCCCCAUGGGACGGCGCAAGUUGGCGUAGAAAACGUAUUUCGUACGAAUCACGCGAACUUCAUCUCCGGAAAUGAAGCUCCAAAAAGAGGUCAGCAAGAUCUCACGCGCAUAUCAAGCAUAUUGGCCACUGCCCAUGCAGCUGUCCAACCACCGAGCCAAAGCACGCAACCCCUAUCACAAUCGUUGUUGCACGAGGAUAAUACUCCCAUCUCGGCUCAAGGUGUUCGCCACGUCGAGCCGCGCCAGCGACUUUCCCUGUUCGAGCCCCAGAUGGUGGACUUUUCCGUCGACGGAUUGAACCCUGAAAAUGGUUUUCCCAUGGACGUAAUUUAUGAGAGCCUCCUGGCGCGCAUGAUGCGUGACUCAAACACCCCAAUUGCGCCGCUUUUACGACCGUGCAGUGGGGCACAUACCCCGAAAUUCAAUUCGAGCGGGAGAUUUACCUGCCCGACAUGGCCACCCGAUACUUUGUCGCGAAGCGCCUAUUGGGACUACCAAGCGGUAGGGAUCGUUGCUCUACUAGAGCGACAGCACGAGGAUCACUUACUAUUACCUUCAGAUAUGCAAGACGCAGCGACCUCUCCCGGGACAGGAGGCGUUGUGUAA